AUGAAUAAAUUCCAAAUUUAUAUCGAAUCUACACAUUAUAUGACCAUGCCGUUUCGUUUUAAAACUUUAUUUAGUUCUUGCUUUUUAAUACUGCCGUAUUUUCUUUUCUCAAUUGGAAUUACAUUUUACCAAAGAUCAUUUUUACAAAUGUUCCAUUUUCCGCUGCUUGUUGUUUCGUGUCACUUGGUUUUAAAAUUUCUUGCUUCGAUUAUUUUUCGGAACUUAUAUCAUGCAAUUAUAAAAAUUCCUUUUGUACAAUUAUCUUGGGACAGUAAAGUUACAAAAUUUGCACCUAUUGGAAUUUCCAGUGGUAUUGAUGUUGGAUUUUCAAAUUGGGGCCUAGAACUUGUAAAUGUUUCAUUGUACACUAUGACAAAAUCAACGGCUAUUAUUUUUGUGUUAGUUAAUGCUUUGAUUUUACGUUUGGAGAAAGCAUCAGUGGCACUUUUCUUUAUUGUAUUUUCAAUCUCUGGAGGAUUAUUUUUGUUCACAUUCAAAACCACAGAUUUUAGUACAUUAGGAUUUAUUUUAUUACUAACUGCAUCAUUUGCCAGUGGUUUUCGUUGGACACUAUCUCAAUUUGUUAUGCAGAAAGCCGACAUGGGCAUGAAAAGUCCUGUUGAUAUGAUGUAUUUUAGUCAACCCUGGAUGUUUAUUGCAAUAUUUCCUAUUUCAUUGUUUUUAGAAGGUAAUGAUUUCUGGAAUUGGUGGAUUAAUAAUGAAAACAUUCAAUGUUAUCAAAUGGUUGUACGUAUAUUAAUUGGAUCAUGCCUUGCUAUUGGACUUGAAGUAUCUGAAUAUUUUGCUGUAUAUAAAACAUCAAGCAUUACAUUAAGUGUAGUUGGUAUUAUCAAGGAAAUUUGUAUUUUGAUAUUGGCUGUGGAAUGGAAUGGUGACAAAAUGACGACCAUGAAGUUCUUAGGUUUAGCAAUGUGCAUGAUAGGUGUUAUUGGACAUGUGUGGCAAAAGUUUUCAAGAUCAAUUGAAAAUCGAUAUGGUAUUAUUGACAAUGAAGAUAAUAAACAUUUAACGUUACCAGAUAGUGAUUCUGACUCUGGUGAUUCAAAUAGCUCAACUGAAGUGCUUUUUGAUAUAUUAAACAGGAGACGUUCAUAA
Macrosiphum euphorbiae (potato aphid) is the source of this 1116-nucleotide messenger RNA. NCBI's taxonomy places the organism in Eukaryota, Metazoa, Arthropoda, Insecta, Hemiptera, Aphididae. The record is from the annotation of a GenBank genome assembly.